Molecule: messenger RNA, 3292 nt
Organism: Betta splendens (Siamese fighting fish)
Lineage: Eukaryota; Metazoa; Chordata; Actinopteri; Anabantiformes; Osphronemidae
Product: alpha-1,6-mannosylglycoprotein 6-beta-N-acetylglucosaminyltransferase A-like
Exons: 18
Coding region: 743-2656 (637 amino acids)
Biological process (GO): protein N-linked glycosylation
Cellular component (GO): Golgi apparatus
Molecular function (GO): alpha-1,6-mannosylglycoprotein 6-beta-N-acetylglucosaminyltransferase activity
Source: RefSeq, a predicted model, not a curated record
GUGACUGCUUGGCAGCACACGCACAGGGCAAACAGUCUCUACCUCAGGGAACCUGGCAGAAGAAGCAUCUAGAGAAAUGAUUUUAGAAAGGAAAACAAUCACACCACUGUCCUGUAAUGUAGUCCUUUAAAUACAGCAGAAGGAUCAAACAACACUGUGAAUCUGCUUCCAAACCAUGAGAAAACUGAAGCGGCCCCUGCAGGGAAUUGUGUAUGUGCUGCUGGGAGUUGGAUUCAUCUGGUGCCUGACUUAUUUCAUCCUGGUCUGUAUUGUCCCGCUCUGCAUUCACCUCACACGGCCUCAUCGGCUGCAACGGAUGCAUUGAAGCACUUACAGUCCCUUAGUUUGAUCAACUCAUAGGCAGAGAUGACCUUGUGCACCCACACUGAAAGUCCUACAGUACCUGUACUGUAUGUGCUGCGUAAUGGAGAUCUGCUGGUUCAGUUUAGGUCACUACUGGAUUAAAUAACACACUCAUCUGCUGACCACAACGGACGUGAAUGGCUUUUGUUGUUAUUUCAGAGCAACACUGACGAGGGGGGAAAGACCGUGACCAGUCACGACGGAGUCAGGCCUCACGGCAGCGUGAAGGCCGACGCAAGCAGAUCUGAGGACAUAAUGAAGUUCAUCGCCAAGUUUGCAGAUGAUCUCCUGAACAUCGUGGCAUCGUCUGACGACUGACUACAAAGGCGAAUGGCGCGUGCUCCAGAUUAAGCUGGAGGCAGAGGAAGAAAAAGCACAAAUGAGGGACACGAUGAUUAAGGAGCUGCGUUCUGAUAAACUUCAUCUGCAGGAACAAGUGGUUCACUUGGAGGAACUCCUAAAGCUGAAGGCGGGGGAAGAUGCACAAUCUGAUGAUCAAGACAAUUGCCCGCUGCCACCCAUGGACGGACACCCAGAAUGCAUAGGGAAGCUGAAAUGGAUGAAGGAGAUGUGGGAGUCUGACUCAUGCUACCGCAGCUAUGGGGUGAAUGGGUCUCAGUGCUCCUUCCUGAUUUAUCUCAGUGAGAUAGAGUCCUGGUGUCCUGUUCUUCAAGGGCGAACAGCCUCCUCACCUGUUGAGGAAAACUCAGAGGAAGUGUCUGACCAAGCAGUGAUACAGAGAAGCCUGAAAGGUCUGUAUUCGUCUAUGGAAAACAGAACCCAGUUCCGAUGGAUUCAGGGUCGAAUUUUAAGUAUGGAGAAGAUAUGGUUCAAGGCUGGACAGUCUCUUUCAGCCAAGUAUAACCUCACAGAGCGGAAAGCCAAACAGAUCCUGGUGCAUCCUGGCGCGGUUACAGAUGAAUCUGGUUUCAGAAUAGCACAGAGUGCGUUCAGCGGCGGCCCUCUCGGGGAGCUUGUCCAGUGGAGUGACCUCAUCUCCACACUUUACAUCCUUGGUCACCGUCUUCAUCUUUCCGCCUCCGUACCCGAGCUCAAGCAUUUACUGGGUUUAAGCACGGACGUCUGUCCGCCUCGUCAGUCAGCCGUGAAGGUAGAUCUGAUUUACACAGACAUCAUCGGCCUUAAACAGAUCCAGUCAGCACUUGACACAUCUUGGACCCAGUACAAGUGUAUGAUUCGUGUGUUGGAUUCUUUUGGCACUGAGCCAGACUUCAACCACGCAGCAUGGGCUGAGGAACACUACCUCAAAAGCCCAUUCGGUGGCCUGAACCUGAUCCCCAUGCAGUUCUACACCAUGUUCCCUCACACUCCGGACAACACUUUCCUGGGCUUCGUAGUUCAGCAUCAGCUGAGCUCCCAAGAAACCCAGCGACUCGAGUCUGUCAAGAAGCGGAAUCGCGCUCUCGUGUACGGCAAGAGUGCCGCGUUUUGGGAGGGUAAACGGUCUUAUCUGGACACCAUUCACAAGCACCUGGAAAUCCACGGGACGGUCGACGAUAGUGCUCAGAUCCCAGAAUACGUGGUGAACCACGGCAUCGUCAAAGGGACCGAGGUACAGACUCUGCUCAGGCAGAGCAAGGUUUUUGUGGGGUUGUCUUUUCCAUACGAAGGCCCCGCCCCCCUGGAGGCUUUAGCCAAUGGCUGUGUUUUCUUGAACCCCCGCUUGGACCCUCCACUGAACAGCCUGAACUCCCAGUUCUUCAGCGAGAAGCCCACCAUGAGAGAGCUGACUUCUCAGCAUCCAUACGCUGAGGCCAUUGGAGAGCCCUACGUGUGGAUGGUAGACAUGUACAACCUCACGGAUGUGGAGAGAGCGCUCACAGGGAUUCUGAACCAAAACAUUGAACCAUAUGUUCCGUAUGAGUUCACCAGUGAAGGAAUGCUCCAGAGAGUCAACGUCUUGAUUGAGAAACAGGACUUCUGCUACGCUGGCAGAAGGUGGCCGCCACGGAGCGCGCUGCAGGUGGUGAAGGCAGAGGCAGGAACGUCCUGUAAGCAGGCAUGCCAGGACGCGGGGCUGAUCUGUGAACCCGCCUUCUUCCCGGAUCUCAACAGUGUGAUGAGCCUUGCUGACUACGGUUUGAACUGUCACACAUCCCAGUACUCUGAAAGCAGCGUGGUGCUCCCAGCCUACGACCAACAGAAACACUGCCUGCUCCAGGCUGAUCACCUGCUAUUCAGCUGUGUGAGAUCCGACGCGCUCCUAAACCGCGUCUGUCCCUGUAGAGACUACAUUAAAGACCAGAGAGCCUUGUGCACGGCCUGUGUCUGACGGCCAUGAGCCAUCAGAGUCCAGCAUCACCCCACGUCAUGACGCUGGACAGAACUAUACCAUGACACAAAGUAUUCACUCAGGUGUGAUAGUGUUAAUACCGUUUGGUUUAGGUUCAGUACAUGUAGAUUCAGAUAUCAUGGGUUCUUCACUGUCUCCUCUGAACCCAAUAAAGAGUGACCUGUUUUAAAAAAGAAUGACUACCCCAACCUCCUGCCAUCUCGCAGGCGCAGGCCUUGAUUACAUUUCACAUCAGGCUCCAAGGGAGUCGCACAAAGAAUUUCUUUAUCAGUUUAAUUAGUCUUUGCUAAUCUCUGAAAAACACCUCUCUGCCAAUAACAGCGUCUUCUACAGCGGUAGAAGAGAGGUUGGAUAUGAAACAGUAUUAAGUGUAUGAAUUAAAGUCAGUGUGAUAGCCCUUUAUAAAUUAAAUUGAUCCUUUACUGUUUAUGUAUUAAUUCAUAGCCUCGUUCAGUACAUUGUGCAUUUAUCUAUAGAUACAAGCCACGUGGCAUCGAGCCAGUGAAAGUGGGAUCUGGUUUGUUCUGUUUUAUGUUUCUACAACAAACAAACAAAAAAGGCCAAGGAAUGAGCAGGAUAAAAUUUUAUUAAUCAAUAAAACUUUUUUCUCUCUGA